AUGCACCAGGGAAACCGGAUCUUGGUUAAAAGUUUGUCCCUUGACCCUGGCCAGGGCCUUGAGCCUCAUCCAGAAGGUCCCCAGCGACUUCGCUCAGACCCAGGCCCCCCCACUGAAACCCCCAGCCAGCGUCCUUCGCCACUGAAGCGGGCACCGGGCCCAAAGCCACAGGUCCCCCCGAAGCCCAGCUACCUGCAGAUGCCCCGGAUGCCCCCACCACCUGAGCCCAUCCCACCCCCACCAUCACGCCCACUGCCUGCAGACCCCCGAGUAGCCAAGGGCCUGGCCUCCAGGGCAGAGGCCAGCCCCAGUUCUGCAGCAGUAUCCUCACUGAUUGAGAAAUUUGAAAGAGAGCCUGUGAUUGUUGCCUCGGAUAGGCCAGCCCCUGGCCCCAGCCCAAGUCCCACAGAGCCAGCCAUGUUGCCACAGCCACCCCCACAGCCACCAGUGCCCCAGCUCCCUGAGGGCGAGGCAUCCCGCUGCCUGUUCCUGCUGGCUCCCGGGCCCCGGGAUGGCGAGAAGGUACCCAAUCGGGACAGCGGCAUUGACAGCAUCAGCUCACCAUCCAACAGCGAGGAGACCUGCUUCAUCAGUGAUGACGGGCCCCCUAGCCACGGCCUCUGCCCUGGGCCCCCUGCCCUGGCCAGUGUCCCUGUUGCCUUGGCCGACCCCCACCGGCCCAGCUCCCAGGAGGUUGAUAGUGACCUGGAGGAGGAGGACGACGACGAGGAGGAUGAGAAGGACAGAGAAGUCCCAGCACCCCUGAUGGAGAGACAGGAGUCCGUGGAGUUGACUGUGCAACAGAAGGUGUUCCACAUUGCCAAUGAACUCCUGCAAACUGAGAAGGCUUACGUUUCCAGGCUCCAUCUCCUGGAUCAGGUGUUCUGCGCUCGGCUGCUAGAAGAAGCUCGGAACCGCAGUUCCUUCCCAGCUGACGUCGUCCACGGCAUCUUCUCUAACAUCUGCUCCAUCUAUUGCUUCCACCAGCAGUUCCUGCUGCCUGAGCUAGAGAAGCGCAUGGAGGAAUGGGACCGCUACCCACGCAUCGGAGACAUCCUGCAGAAGCUGGCACCCUUCCUCAAAAUGUAUGGCGAGUAUGUGAAGAACUUUGACCGAGCUGUGGAGCUAGUCAACACCUGGACAGAGCGUUCCACCCAGUUUAAAGUGAUCAUCCAUGAGGUGCAGAAGGAGGAAGCCUGUGGCAACCUGACAUUGCAGCACCACAUGCUGGAGCCCGUGCAGCGCAUCCCCCGUUAUGAGCUGCUUCUCAAGGACUAUCUGUUAAAGCUGCCCCAUGGCUCCCCGGACAGCAAGGACGCCCAAAAGUCUCUGGAGCUGAUAGCCACAGCAGCAGAGCACUCUAAUGCUGCCAUCCGCAAAAUGGAGCGAAUGCACAAGCUGCUGAAGGUGUACGAGUUGCUAGGAGGUGAGGAAGACAUUGUCAGCCCCACCAAAGAGCUCAUAAAAGAAGGCCACAUCCUUAAGCUGUCAGCAAAGAAUGGGACCACUCAAGACCGAUACCUCAUACUAUUCAACGACCGCCUCCUUUACUGUGUGCCCAGGCUGCGGCUCCUUGGCCAGAAGUUUAGCGUGCGGGCACGCAUUGAUGUAGACGGCAUGGAGCUGAAGGAAAGUUCCAACCUCAAUCUGCCUCGGACCUUCCUGGUGUCAGGAAAGCAGCGCUCCCUGGAGCUCCAGGCCAGGACUGAGGAAGAGAAGAAAGACUGGGUCCAGGCCAUCAACUCCACCCUCCUGAAGCAUGAACAGACGCUGGAGACCUUCAAGCUGUUAAACUCCACAAACAGGGAAGAUGAAGACACACCCCCCAACUCUCCGAAUGUGGAUCUUGGAAAGCGGGCACCUACGCCCAUCCGAGAAAAGGAAGUCACCAUGUGCAUGCGCUGCCAGGAGCCCUUCAAUUCCAUCACGAAACGCAGGCACCACUGCAAGGCCUGUGGACAUGUGGUUUGUGGGAAGUGCUCCGAGUUCCGGGCUCGCCUUGUCUAUGACAACAACCGUUCCAACCGUGUGUGCACUGACUGCUAUGUGGCCUUGCAUGGGGUACCCGGGAGCAGCCCAGCCUGCAGCCAGCAUACACCCCAGCGCCGGAGGUCCAUCCUGGAGAAACAGGCCUCAGUGGCUGCGGAGAACAGUGUCAUCUGCAGCUUCCUACACUACAUGGAGAAGGGUGGAAAAGGCUGGCACAAGGCAUGGUUUGUGGUCCCUGAGAAUGAACCCUUGGUGCUGUACAUCUACGGAGCCCCUCAGGAUGUGAAAGCGCAGCGCAGCCUGCCCCUCAUUGGCUUUGAGGUGGGGCCUCCUGAGGCUGGGGAGCGGCCUGACAGACGGCAUGUCUUCAAGAUCACCCAGAGCCAUCUGAGCUGGUACUUCAGUCCUGAGACAGAGGAGCUACAGCGGCGCUGGAUGGCUGUGCUUGGCCGGGCAGGCCGUGGGGACACGUUCUGCCCAGGGCCCACACUGUCUGAGGACAGGGAGAUGGAAGAGGUGCCAGUGGCAGCUUUAGGAGCCACUGCUGAACCCUCCGAAGCCCCCCAGACCCGAGAUAAGACCUAGAGGGUUUGUGGGUAACUGGGACGCCCUGCCCCACACUCUAGCUGCCCAUGUCCAAUUAAGGGCCCCAGCCCCCACCCUCCCAGCUCAGUCAAUACUUGAACUCCCAUCAUGGGCACUUUCAAUCCUGAAUGCUGGGUCUCGGGUUUUUUUAAUUCAUCUUUUCACAAAACCUGGGCUUUUAAAAAAAUAUUCGUACAGUGUGGUUAAUUUUUUUUAAACCCUGUCCCCCCAGGGAGGGUGGGGGCUAUUGCUAGACCUGCCUGAAUUAGGCCAUUUUCCCCCAACCCCUCAAUACCCUACAGAUCCUGCCUCCACCCAAAUCCCUCCAAAGCACCAGAGGCAGGAGAUCUGGAUUCAAGUGCCAGCUCUGCCACAGACCCCAUGGCCCUGGCCCACCCCUGCCCCUUCAACUAGUGUCUUCAUAUGUAUGAUGCUAUGUGGGGUGGUGACCAGACCCCUCCUGCCUCUCCCAUGGCUUACAGCUUCUACCUGGCCCCCAGGGCUACCCAGUAUUUUAUCGUCUAGACCCAUGGCAGGGCCACUGGGCAGGACAGGGGAACACGGGGGAGGACAAAGAAAACUCUGUUUUGUUUUUUAAAGAAAAAUACAGUUUAUUUCAAGCUUAC
Messenger RNA from Capra hircus (goat), 3200 nucleotides. RefSeq names its product FYVE, RhoGEF and PH domain-containing protein 1. Gene Ontology annotation, biological process: filopodium assembly; cytoskeleton organization. Gene Ontology annotation, molecular function: metal ion binding; guanyl-nucleotide exchange factor activity. The record is from RefSeq and is a predicted model, not a curated record. Bases 1 to 2574 code for a protein of 857 amino acids. Gene Ontology annotation, cellular component: cytoplasm. The transcript has 17 exons. NCBI's taxonomy places the organism in Eukaryota, Metazoa, Chordata, Mammalia, Artiodactyla, Bovidae.